Molecule: messenger RNA, 2233 nt
Organism: Brassica oleracea var. oleracea
Lineage: Eukaryota; Viridiplantae; Streptophyta; Magnoliopsida; Brassicales; Brassicaceae
Product: RNA-binding protein 24-like
Exons: 8
Coding region: 724-1542 (272 amino acids)
Molecular function (GO): RNA binding
Source: RefSeq, a predicted model, not a curated record
AAGAACAAACUCUCUCUCUCUGGCGAACAAUUCAUGAAUCAAUAAUCACGCAUCAUCAUCGUCGUCAUCAACCAACUUCUUCUUCAUCCUUCAUCAUCAAUGUAAAUUUCCCCGAACCAAACCUUACUUUUCCACUGAUUCUUCCCUCUUUCGCAUCUUCCUCAACGUUUGAAUAAAAUUCGUAGUUUCUGAUUUUGUUUGACCAAAUCGUGGCAAAUCAGAAACCCUAGAGACUCAACCGUCUACCUACCUACCGGCACCGACUCCCUCUUCUCUCUUCUCUCUUCCUGGCCCAUCUUUCAAAAUCCCUUUUCCCCUAACUUUUUUUUUUUUUUUUUUAAUUUUCUGUUGUUUUUUUUUCCCGGGAAAUUUUAUCUCUUUAUUUAUUUUUUUAUUGUCUCUGUCGUGAUCAUUAUUACUUGUUAGCAUGAUCCUUUAUUAGGUUUCAUUGGGUCCGAUUUCUCUCUCUCUCUCUCUCUCUCUCUCUCUCUCUCUCUUUUUUUUGGUUUCUUCCUUUCCUCUCUCCCUCUUGUCUUCGCAGACCCAAGUAAACCCUAGAAUCCUCCCCCCCCUUUCACAAUUCGAUACUCUUUCUUCACGUCUAAGCUUUAAUCAUUCAAACAACAUCUAGGGUUUACUGGGUCUAGUUUUACUUCUCACUUUGAAUCUUUCCUCUUCUUCCCCGUGAAAAAAGUUUCCUUCUUUCGCUCCUCUAAUCUAAUCAUGGCGUUUCACUACUCGAUUUCUCCCUUUGGCGACACAACCUACACCAAGGUCUUUGUUGGUGGCCUUGCCUGGGAGACUCACAGCGACACUCUUCGUCGCCAUUUCGAGCCCUUUGGUGACAUCCUCGAGGCCGUCGUUAUCACCGAUAAGAACACUGGUCGAUCCAAAGGUUACGGCUUUGUGACUUUCCGAGAUCCAGAGGCUGCUAGGAGAGCCUGUGUCGAUGCAACACCUAUUAUAGAUGGCAGACGUGCCAACUGUAAUCUUGCUUCCCUUGGGAGACCUCGCCUUCCCAUGCAGUAUGCGAUGAUACCCAAUCUCCCUGGACGGAUAAGACCUCCAUCCCCAUAUGUUGGAGGUCCUCGCGGUUCACUCUUUGGAAGCCAUCCGUAUCAGCAACCAUCUUCUUAUAGCUACCAGCAAGGAAUGAUGUACCCUUACGGGACUUCAAAAAUAGUAUCAGAGGAUUUGUCGCCGAGCUCAAUUUGUUUUGGACAGGCAGAGGUUAUGGUUACACCAUAUGGACCUGAAUACAUGUACUCACAGUCUCAGGGCUUAUAUGGUCCUUACACAGGGCAACAGUACCUUCAGGUUUAUGGAGUACCUGGUGCAGUUAACUCACCUGGCUACCAAUACGGACAACUGAGUCAGAAUAUCCCCGGUUACACUACGAUACAAGGGUAUUCAGUUCCAGGAAGUCAUAUUCAAUCACCUUACCCUUCAGCUAUAGCAGGUCCCUCACCAACGCAGUCCCAUGUCAUUGUCCAGACUCCUCAACAUAUGCAGAGUAGUGGUUCUGAUCAAACAACAGGGUGAAAGCUAGAUGGGCGUAAUUAGUAAUCCUUGCAGAAGGGGAAGAAGUUGCUACUCUGGGUAGUGGCAGGGUUCCUGUUUAAGCUUUGCGCAUUAUUUAAUUUUUGCAUAUUAAGGUUAAAGCUUGGUCGUAAGUAAAGUAGUAUUGCUCGCUGAAGAAGUCAAAAAGGGUAAAGGACAAUGGAAGUUUCAGGGUUGGUGCUUCUGGAGUCCCUCGUCAUAUAUAUAUACCAAUGGUUUCACACUGGAAACUGGUAGAAAUACGCAUGGUGUACAAAGAAAAAGCAUAUAUAUAUUAUAUACUAGUAAAAACAAAAACAAAAAAAAACAAAUACAGAUGCAUAUAGAAUGGUGGAAUCAAAAUCUGAUUCUUUGGGUAGUUUUAAGUAGUCUUCUUACUAUACACUUUCUAAAGGUAUAGGAGUGUUAGUAACAAGACUGUUUAGGUAGCUUUCUAUGUCCUCUUGAGUCGAGCCCCCCUGCAUUGUAAAUAAAAGUACGUCUGUCUAUUCAGCUCACUUAGCUUCUGGUCUGUGCAUAAAUUUUAGCUCCAGGGACUCUUUUCUUUUCCAUGUUUGUACAGUUUCUAUACUGCUAACAUUGUUAUUUCAGGAUCUUUCCUUAUUGUUUCAGUCUCUGACUCCCAUAUUCUGCUGUAUUUCCUCUGUUUUUAAUCAACUCCAUUUUUUUUGUU